Pelobates cultripes (western spadefoot toad) is the source of this 4035-nucleotide messenger RNA. Lineage: Eukaryota; Metazoa; Chordata; Amphibia; Anura; Pelobatidae. The record is from the annotation of a GenBank genome assembly.
AGGAGAGCUCACACUUAGCAACACUAACACAGAGCUAGACUUCUAAUAGACAGCAAGACACCAAAACAGGUAUGGCCUGAGUACUCACAAGCUAUAUUAGUUAAUGUAUUUUAAUAUUAUAGAGUAAAACUGACAUAUAUAUGCAUACAGAAAUGUAAUUAUGGAGCAGUUUAUUUAAUCUAUAUCAUUAGCUAAAGGAUAUAUAGUGAUAUAAAUGAACUAGCAUAAACAUUACAAUGUCUAUAUAUUAAAACAGCUGAAAGGACUUCAUUUCUCCAAAUAUUUGCUAGGGGAAACCCAUUUGACUAUUUGCAAAAGGAAAGUUCAUUUAUAUCAGGUGUAUUUGCACCUUUUCCAUUUGGCUGUUGUUGGAUUAGAUAUUAAAUGCACUUCAAUUGGUGAAAAAAUAGCAAGUGCUACCACACCUGUGUACAAAUUCCCCUCUUACCCAAGAUCAAAUUUCAAAAGAGUGAAAACAUUAAUAACCCCAAAACAGUUGAGUGAAGUGCCAAAGUAAGAUUUUAGUGAAUAUUAUACAUAACAGAAAAUAUUAAAAUAAAUAAAAUAUAUACAAUAGUAACUGUAAAUAAAAAACUAAAAUGGUUAUACUCACAUGUACAGGAGCCUUUAGGAACAGGCUCCUCUCGCCCUUUGUGCCUUUGGGUAGCACACCACCACUCUCCACAGAACCCUCCAGAAAUGGAAUAUACAAUGAUAGUGUGGUAUAUAUUGCAGUCUAGUGAAUAUCAACAGAAAGUUGAAAACUGCUUAUCUGGUAUUCAGCCUUAAUUAAACCGGCUCUGAUUUAAAACAGAACAGUGCCUAAUUAGAAGGGGUGGGUGGAGGGAGGAGGGAUUCAUGCAGAAAAUAAAGUUUCAGGUCUUAAAAUGUGGAUAAAAUUUGUAGAAAUUAUAAAAGCACUUACUGUGAUAAAAUAAAUAAAUAAAAAACUAGCCAUAAAAAAUCCUUUCGAACUCCUCCAGAACGUGUUACAUCUGCAACAGGCUUUAUCGACUUCAAUACUGCACUCUUCUGUGUCUAAUCUUUUCAAUCUGCUGCACUUCCUCAUUUAAUGCGCUCACAUGACCCCUUACGGCCCUAAGUGCUAUCUGAUUGAAGCAUAUUUUUUGGCUUGCUAUGAGUGAAAAUACCAACUAAACAGAAAGUAAAGAUGACAAAUCCAUCUUCAGUUCACUUCCUCAGCUUCCCCUACCAGUUAGAACUUUCUGAAUUUUAUUUCCUUAAUAGCAGUUAUAGAAAUAUCAUCUCCAGAUCUCACCCUCCAGUACUUUCUUAUCAGAUUUAGAUUGAAAGAGCGAGAAAUUGAGUAUUAAAAAAGGAGAUAAUUAAUUGUGAUCCUAUACUGAUGUGAGUUCAGUUAUGGUAGCGUAAUAACAUUUUUCAGAAUCAAGGUGGAAUUCCAUGAAAGAAGCACUAUUAAUUUGUGACCUACACUAAAUACAGAGGGCAAAAUUAACUCAAAGACAAAAUAAGAGUAAAAAGAAUGGUGUAUACAAACAGAUUUGCCAACUGUGGUGCCAGGCGAUCCGUUACACCAACCAACUAUUAAACUUUUAACCUGCUGUAGAAUAGGCAAGUGAAAGUCCAAAAAUGUCAAUGAAGGGCCAAAAUCCCAACCUUGGGCAGUGUAACAGAACUGUCUGUAUAUGGAUUACAAUUAUUUUCCCUCCAUUCGUAUUUGUAUCUAAAAUACACAUUUUUAAAGCUAAGACUUUGGAUUUAAACAUGUUUUCUAAUUAUAGGCUGUUAGGUUUGCUGUAAUAUAGAAUUCUAUGAUUAUGUUUUCAUAUAUUUUGCAAUGUUCCAUUUUUUAUAUAUAUAUUUAUAUUGUUGUGGAUGGAAAAACCCUCGCCCCGUUACCCUUUUUAAUUCUGUAUCCUUUACAUUUUUUCUUGUUUACAAAUUUGAAAAAGUUUAAUAAAAAUGAUUUGAAAAGAAACAAGAAACUAACGUUUAAGGCCGAUAGGAUAAGACCGAUAGAACAAAGCUGAUUAGUUUGUUAGAAUAAAAAAACAAAUGUGAACAUAGGGGCUCAAUGUAUAUAUAUAUAUAGUUAAUACAAUGUUAAACAAAAAUCUACACACCAGUCAAGCCAUAAGACUUGCUUUUCCCACAGAAAUUACAAAUCUACAGUGAUGUCAACACCACAGAUUUUAUUUUUUUAUUAUUUUUAUUUUAUUAUUUUAUUAUUUAUAUAGCGCCAUCACAUUCCGUAGCGCUGUACAUUGGGUGGACUAACAGACAUGUAAUUGUAACCAGACAAUUGGACGUACAGGAACAGAGAGGUGGUGGGCCCUGCUCAAUGAGCUUACAUGCUAGAGGGAGUGGGGUAGAGUGACACAAAGGGUAAAAGUAGGGGUAUGAAGUAGGUUGUUAGAAAAGUAUUAAUUGAGGGCUUAGUAGGUCAUUUUUGACAGUUGCAGGAGAGGAGUCAUGGAGGGUGGAGGAUAAAAACCUGCUAUCAGUUUAAUUGAUAUGCUUUCUUGAAGAAGUGAGUGUUCAUUGAUUUUUUGAAUAAGUGGAGAUUGGGUGAAAGUCUUAGGGAGAAGGGAAGGGAGUUCCACAGAAGAGGUGCAGUCCUGGAGAAAUCUUGGAGGCGAGCAUUAGAGGUGGGCGUACGGACAGAGUAUAUACGUAGGUCUUUGGCAGAGUGUAGGGGCCUCAACGGGACAUACUUGUAUAUUAGAGAAGAUAGGUAGGUUGGAGCAGUAUUAUGUAGGGAUUUUUAAGCAAGUACCAGAAUUUUAAAUUGAGCCCUAUCUAUAUCUAACUGGAAGCAAAUGCAGGAACUGACAGAGCAGGGAGGCGUGGGAGGUGCGAGCGGACAGGAAAAUGAGCCUUGCCGCCGCAUUCAUUAUAGAUUGCAGCGGUGCAAUCUGGGAACACGUAAGACCAGUGAGAAGGGGAUUGCAGUAGUCAAGGCGAGAGAGAACAACAGCAUGGACCUUAGCCGCAUCCAGCAUUACCUUUUUUAAUAAAUGGGGAGCUACUGAUUGGCUUAGAGCAAUCAGCUGACCGCUCUAGCCAAUCAGAGGUGCCCCUGCCCAGUGGCACUCCAUGCUUCCUGUAACUGAGAUUCAGUAGCCGGAUGCCACCUUGGGGACCUGUAGAUCCGUGCUGGAGGAAACAUUUGGAGUUAAACCGUUCAAGAACGGUUUAAGCCCUAAAGGUAAGAAAACACCCGGGGGUCUCCUGGCACUUUAACAACUUAAUUUAGUUGAAGUUGUUAUAGUGACCGGAGAGUCCCUUUAAUACUCCUGUUGUAACAGUAAUGCAAUUCCUUUUUCUCACUGUGCCUAGAGAAAUGCCAUCUGCACCUCACUAACCGUAUAAUAUUGAUUUGGUUUGCUGGGCAUCUUGUACAGAGGAGAUGUGCCUUAUAUUUUGCACAUGGAAUUUUUGGAUGGUGCCAAUGGAAUGUGUUCUUAGAAAUAGUUUCCAUUGUAAUCGGUGAAGUGAGCUAAAACCCGUUUGAGAUGCUUAUAUUAAGCUUAUGUCUGUUCUUGGUAAGUGCAAUUCAUAUGAAUGUUUCUUCUACAUAUUAAAUCACAAUCCUCACAUAAUACAAAUUUGCCUUUGUAAUAUAUUAUCUAUCCAGAGCUAUUAAUGAAACUAUAUCUUUUAUUAGCAAAAUGUCCAAGAAGCCAUGGGGCACAAUCUCAGCUAGCCCAUUUCCCUUGGGCCAUCAGUUUAUCAGUAACAGCGAGAUCGCUAACGUAGUAGAAAGACUACAUUCAAGCAAACAAUGCACACGUUGUGGCCAUACAACUCCAAGACAUCAAUUAAAAAGCUGUAAGAUUCUCAGCCAGAAACAACUCAAUCGACUUCUGGAGCGGCUCACACUGAACUAUGAGAAGAAAGUACCAGACAGCAAUCGAACUCAUCAAGGAAAAAUAAGAGAUAUGGAAUUGGUAAAUUCCUAUGCGUGGAAGGGUUGGAACUAACAUUAUAUUAUAAUUAGAUAACUCAUCCACAGAUUGUUCAAUAUGCAAGUGUGAACCUCGUUAAAUAAAG